UUUACCAAACGACUCGACUGCUUAGUAGACGAGCCUUGAGUUUGAUAUUAAUUUUAACUUAUAGUGCUCAUCCGCCGUGUACGAUAAUGUCUGUGGAUCCCUUCCGUUUCGAUAAAAAUGACAUAGUGCUGUGUUACCACAGAUCUAUGCUAUAUGAAGCAAAGUGCUUAAAACGACGAAUUGGACCUGACGGUGAAUUGAACUACUACAUUCAUUACAUAGGGUGGAAAACGAAAUGGGAUGAAUGGGUACACGGUGAUCGUGUUUUGUCUGUAAAUGAGUUUUCGCUUGACCACAUGAAAGCACUCCAAGACCAACACAAGUUUAAAAAACAUUUUAACAAAGGAAGAGUUGGCAGACGUAAAAAAAAUACUGAAGUAAACCAAACCACUGAUGCUCCAUCUUCGGCUACUGAAGAGUCUGAACCAUCUUCUAAUCCGGUUUUGGUUGCAUUCAGAACUGUUGGUCUAAUAGAAAAUAACAUUAAUAACUUACCUGCCAUACAAGAGUUUUUGCCUCCAUACGAUAAACAACUAAAAUUUGAUGUGCCUACAAUUCUGAAACGGCGAUUGUCCUACGACUAUAAUAUGAUAAACGUUUUUAACAAGCAAUUAAAGUUUCCAUCCAAAUUCACUGUUAUGCAUCUCAUUGAUGGUUAUAUCGGUUCCAAACAAAAAUCAACAAUAUUUGUUAGGGAAAGAGCUUUGUGUGUUGGAUCGACUUUUAUUCAAUAUUUUAAUUCACGAAUACAGACGCUGCUAUAUGCGAAAGAACGUAAUAAUGAAGUGCACAAUAAAGCUGUUGCUCUGUUAUCAGAAAAAAUAAGACUUGACAGUUUACAAUUCAAAUAUAAAAACAUUUAUUCGGAAGACUUGUGGUGUACAGUUUAUGGACCCAUUUAUUUACUAAGGCUAUGUGUUAAUUUGAAAAAAUUUCUAAGACCAAAGUUUGUGACCGAAGACAACCAGCUCUCUUCCAUUGCUGAUAGCAUAAAUGAUUUUUUCAAGUACCUAGAACAGCAACAUUCCAAAUAUUUUGCCAACGAUGACUACGAACCUGCAACUGAUACGAGCGAGACAGAAGUAUCGUUAACAUAAUCUAUUUUUCACAUCACUAAAAAUUCAUCCUCUCAAUUCUUAGUUUUCUUCCUAUUUUGAUAUAAACUAAAUUAUUUGAGCAGUGAAGUAUAAUUUUAUGUAUUUUAUAAUGUGUUCAGAAUUUAUAUUUGAAUUUUUUUCUACGUCAUCCAUCGCACAUUCAACUUUUUUCCUCUUUUUAUCUUUUGACUUAUCAAUUUUUUUUU
Molecule: messenger RNA, 1303 nt
Organism: Adelges cooleyi (spruce gall adelgid)
Lineage: Eukaryota; Metazoa; Arthropoda; Insecta; Hemiptera; Adelgidae
Exons: 11
Coding region: 87-1097 (336 amino acids)
Biological process (GO): chromatin organization; regulation of DNA-templated transcription
Cellular component (GO): histone acetyltransferase complex; nucleus
Source: RefSeq, a predicted model, not a curated record